Molecule: messenger RNA, 1035 nt
Organism: Saccharomyces cerevisiae S288C
Lineage: Eukaryota; Fungi; Ascomycota; Saccharomycetes; Saccharomycetales; Saccharomycetaceae
Gene: ATG14
Product: Atg14p
Exons: 1
Coding region: 1-1035 (344 amino acids)
Biological process (GO): macroautophagy
Cellular component (GO): vacuolar membrane; cytoplasm; phagophore assembly site membrane
Source: RefSeq, marked reviewed
AUGCAUUGCCCAAUUUGCCACCAUAGAGCGCAUGUAGUGUACUGUGCACAUUGUAUCAAUACGAGCCCAAGUCUGCUACUGAAGCUAAAACUAGAUUUAAUUUUAUUAAAGGAUGAGAAUAAAGAACUUAACGGGAAAGUCGAACAAAUAUUAAACGAGGCCAUGAACUAUGACCAGUUAGAUAUCAAGAGGAUGGAGAAAAAGAAAGAUCCCCUGAUGAAUAGUCUCAUGAAGUUAGAUGUUUUACGAAUGAAAAAGAAUAAUAACCUGAUUAGGCACAGGAUAGAACAGCUAAAUGAGCGGAUUUAUAGUAAAAGGAAUCACAUCAGCGAAUUGAAAGUAGAAAUUGACAAUUAUAAAUGUUAUAAGGUGGGUACUGGUACGGACAAAUUAAGAGAGCAAGUGGAAAUUAGUGAUGCAAAAAAUAAGCUGGCACAAGUAUCGAAGAUUUGUGAAUCGGCUAGAGAUUACAAGCUCAAUCUACUAAAUAAUUGGUUUGUGAUCCAGAAGCUGCAAGAUAAUUUCCAAAUACCUUUCGCUAUAGCUUUUCAGCCACUAAUAUCUUUGAAAAACUUCCGUAUUUUACCUCUUGCUAUAACAAACGAUUCCAUCAACAUCAUGUGGAAGUAUAUUAGCUUCUUCUCAGACAUUCUUAUGAUUAAACUUCCCUACACAAAUAAAAUCUGUGAACAACCCAUGUUUGAGUUUUCCGAUAGCAUACAGACAGUAGUACAAAGGUUGAUCAAGCUUAUCAUAAAUAUUUUACAGAUAUGUAGACAUUUGAAACUCGUACCUUCAACACCCAUGGAUAUCCCAUGGCUACUGGACCAGUACGAUGUGGAUGGGCUGUUCUAUAAUAUGGUGAAACGGAACAAGAUGAAGUGUAGGUCCGUCUCGCUAUAUUGGACUUUUGGGAUGUUGUACUCGAUGGUUUUGGAUAACAUGAAUAAUCCACAAAGAGGACAUCCUGCAAGGCGGACCGCACCACCUCCAACAGUCACAGGACCUCAUGACCGAUGGUACGUGGUAGGCUAG